GAGAGAGAGAGAGAGAGAGAGAGAGAGAGAGAGAGAGAGAAUGGAAAAUGAUUCGCUCACGCCCUUUUACACCUUUCAGCGUCACUAGCCACCUUGAAUCUCAUGCAAAGCUCAAAUAAUCAAAACUAGCCUGACUGAACAUUUAACUCGCCUUUGUUUCCAUAUCUUCUUAUAAAAGACUGACAAUGAGCAGCCGGCGGCGCCGAUGCAAGCGUCAGUUGAUCAAGUUCACUCAGCAUAUUGCUCGAUUUAUCACAGGAACUCUAAACUCAGAUAAUGAGGACGAAGACCAGGAGAGCACAACGGAGCAGUACCACCGCGAAAAUCUGGAACAACUGCAAUCGCAGACCCACUUUACCAGACAAGAGCUACAGCUACUCUACAGAGGAUUCAAGAAUGAUUGUCCAAGUGGAGUCGUGAAUGAGGACACAUUUAAAAACAUCUAUGCUGUGUUCUUCCCAAUGGGAGAUGCAUCAAAUUAUGCAUAUUUCCUCUUUAAUGCAUUUGAUAAAGAUCAGAAUGGCUCUCUUAGUUUUGAGGAGUUAGUUUGUGAUCUCUCUGUUCUCUUGAGAGGCACUACUGAAGAGAAACUGAACUGGGCUUUCAAUUUGUAUGACAUCAACAAAGAUGGGAACAUUUCCAAAGAGGAAAUGUUGGAUAUAUUAAAGUCUAUUUAUGAUUUGAUGGGAAAAUCUAUCCAUCCGCGGCUUAAAGAAGAUGCAAUACGACAACACGUCAAGAUGUUCUUCCAAAAAAUGGAUAUAAACCAGGAUGGUGUAGUUACUAUUGAUGAAUUCAUUGACUGCUGCAAAAAAGAUGAAAAUAUCAUGCAAUCUCUUAAGAUUUUUGACAAUGCGGUCUGAAAAUCAGACAGGAUUUCCACUACCAGCGCUGGAUAUCAUUGGAUAUCACAACACUCAUUAGAUAUCAGCUAUUUAUCUUUUGUGAACUGAUUUUGGAUUUCGCAGUAUUGCUUCCACAGUACCCUUUCAAAAGGUACACCUUUGUACCCAAAGAGUGCAUAUUAGUAAUUCAAAGUUCAGUGGUUGUAUCCUCCGAGAGCUGCAUUCCAAGACUGAAAGCUUCACUGUGGGACCAUGAAGGCCAUUCUAUUUUGAAGCCUAUAAAUGUGGCCUUGAAAUAUAUAAUUUUUUCCCAAGCAUAGAAAGGUCCCAUCCUAUAAUUUAUUAUGUGUUGAUGACAACUGGAUUUUCUAAAAACAUUUAUUGUAAGUAAAAGCAUGUAAGUGCAAUCUUGUAGAUCAUUGAUGUAAUAUUUGAAAUAUCAAAAGUAUGUAUUGUACAGAAAAGUGGUUCCUGUCAACCAUUUAUAUGAUGUUUUUAGAUGAAUAGCUAUUUCUCUGUUUGUUGGAUUUUACUUUUGUAUUUGUUUAAGGUUUGUUAAUUUGAUAUACUGUUGGGUAGUUUCAUCUACAGCAAUGUAAAAUAAUCUAUGAAAUAAAAAAAUCUG
Molecule: messenger RNA, 1470 nt
Organism: Misgurnus anguillicaudatus (oriental weatherfish)
Lineage: Eukaryota; Metazoa; Chordata; Actinopteri; Cypriniformes; Cobitidae
Source: RefSeq, a predicted model, not a curated record